AUGCAUACAGGGCAAUCAAUACACUCUUGCAAACGACCACUUUCACAGCAAUCAUCCGCUGAUGCAUCACCCGACCAGGCUCACAAAAAGCGAAAAGUCAAGCAUCCCAGUGGUUUCCUACUCCCUGCAGCAUUUUGGGAUAAUCUCUCAAAAGUCUGGCUGACACAUAACGCACUGCGGGAGCUUGAUCGAAGGAAUACACAAGUUCCAACCAAGUCGCUCCAGCCAACUCGGUCGUCAAGACCUGUCACUCCCAACGAAGUAAAGGCUAUUCAAAGGUUUGCACGUCAGGGUGGCCCAGAUUUAUCGGAACUACGGGGUAGCCUACAAUGA
Messenger RNA from Talaromyces stipitatus ATCC 10500, 333 nucleotides. RefSeq lists its product as uncharacterized. The transcript has 2 exons. The coding region runs from base 1 to 333 and encodes 110 amino acids. The record is from RefSeq and is a predicted model, not a curated record. Lineage: Eukaryota; Fungi; Ascomycota; Eurotiomycetes; Eurotiales; Trichocomaceae.